Messenger RNA from Ipomoea nil (Japanese morning glory), 738 nucleotides. RefSeq lists its product as uncharacterized. The transcript has 2 exons. The record is from RefSeq and is a predicted model, not a curated record. The coding region runs from base 1 to 738 and encodes 245 amino acids. Lineage: Eukaryota; Viridiplantae; Streptophyta; Magnoliopsida; Solanales; Convolvulaceae.
AUGUGGAAAUUAAAGAUUCCGCCUAAAUGGAAGACAUUCCUGUGUAGAGCUAUAUGUGAUAUCCUACCCACCAUGGAUAAUUUGAUUAUAAAGAGGGUAGAAGUGAGCCCUGCAUGCCCAAUGUGUGAUCUAGGACAUGAAAAUGUUUUGCAUGCUCUAAUAUCUUGUGAUUAUUCUAGGAGGGUUUGGAAUGUUUCACAAUUACCUGUUACAAAUAUUGUGGUGCAUUCUUUUCCCUUAUGGCUUAUGGGUAUUUUCAACGCCUUGACAGAGGAGCAGGUAGGAAUGGUGGUGGGUGUGCUCUACCAUAUAUGGCGAGCCCGCAACUCCGCCGUUUGGGACAAAGCACUGGCCGCAGCUGCCUUCCGGCAGGUUCACCAGCGGCAGCAGUCUACACCGCCCUCGGCUGUGUCGACGCCCCCCACACACGCCAGGUUGAAAUGUGGGGCAGAUGCUGGCUACAAGCAAACCACGGGAGAUGCGACGUAUGGGAUGGUUUCACUAGGCCACGAUGGUUCUUUUGUGGCGGCAAAAUGUGGCAAGUUGCAUGGUGCUUUUUCGCCUCUCAUGGCAGAAGCGUUAGCUUCCUCUUUCCGCCUUCUUCUUUUCUUCUUCGUAAACGUUAGAGCAGAGACGACAGUGAGGACGCUAGCUUUGGUUGUAGUAGCUGAAUCUUCCAGCUUAGAGGCUUUUCUCGGCAACAAGGCAGCAAGCACCAACCGCAAUGACCAGAAGUGA